Messenger RNA from Ananas comosus (pineapple), 1272 nucleotides. RefSeq names its product aspartic proteinase CDR1-like. NCBI's taxonomy places the organism in Eukaryota, Viridiplantae, Streptophyta, Magnoliopsida, Poales, Bromeliaceae. The transcript has 2 exons. The coding region runs from base 1 to 1272 and encodes 423 amino acids. The record is from RefSeq and is a predicted model, not a curated record.
AUGGCCAAAACCAUCUAUUCACAUCUUACGUUUCUUCUUGCAAUAUCUAUCCCACUCAUCUCCUCUGCAACUCCCGAACCACUUCAAAGAUCCUUAAGCUUUAAGCUCAUCUAUCGUGACUCACCUGAAUCCCCUACUUACAACCCUAACCUCACUAAAUCACAACGCUUUGAAGAGUCGCUCCGCUUUUCUGAGAAUCGACUUAUCCAACUAAAUAACUCUCAAUCAAUGCCAAUGGGCUAUGAAAUAACCUCUAUUCGGUCCGCUGUCAUCUAUCACUCAGCAUUAUACAUGGUUUUCGUAACUAUCGGCACAGGCAAUGGCACCAUUGGCUAUUACUUAAACAUGGACACAAGUAGUGGUCUUACUUGGACCCAAUGCAAGCCAUGCAAUUACCAUUGCAUCAAUAGUCUUUGCCACUACGAGAUUGCCUAUGCUGAUGGGUCACACACAAGUGGCACACUCUCGAAAGACACCUUCGGCUUUCGUUCGAGUCAUGGUGAUCACUUUGAGUUUGUUAACGGGCUGAUUUUUGGCUGCUCACAUAAUUCCCAUCUAGUUGCAAGCAACCAUGGUUAUCCAUCAGGAAUAAUGGCAUUAGGUUUGUCUGGGGAAUCAUUUGCGAGGCAACUUAUCAAUCAUGGUAGUCAAGCCCGUUUCUCAUACUGUCUUCCUCCAAUAGGUUCAGUGCGUAUAAGUUAUUUACGAUUUGGAAACAAUAUUGUACAAAGAGGGGUGGUCCAAACCACACCAAUUGUACCAGCCCAAGGUGUGCACUUCCACUAUAUUAUCUUGAAUGACAUCAGUGUUGGCACAAAACGAGUUGGGUUUGAGCCGCAAAUGUUUUCGCGAAAGCCAAAUGGGUCAGGCGGCUUCUUCGUGGAUUCUAGCACAUUAGUCAGUCGUUUGAUAACCCCAGCUUUCGAACUGGUGAAGAAAGUGUUAAGGAGUUAUUUUCGGCAUAGGAAUUUGGUUGAAGUAGACCCACAUCAAUAUGGGAUCUCAUUCAAAUCUUGUUGGCUUUUUCAGCCAGGUUAUGAGGUUUUAAUGCCGACUAUGACAUUGCAUCUGCAAGGGGCUGAGAUGAGUAUUGCAUCAAAAAAUGUGUUCUAUAUUGAACAUGAGAAAGGACUAUUCUGUUUUGCAAUAUUGCCACUGGAUAAUUUGAGUAUUCUUGGAGCAUAUCAACAAGUAAAUACUCGAUUUACUUAUGAUGUGCUGCAUUCGCAGCUAGCCUUUAAUCCAGAGGAUUGUGAACAUGACUCUCAUUAA